Messenger RNA from Bufo gargarizans (Asiatic toad), 1659 nucleotides. Its product is annotated as olfactory receptor 6N1-like. The transcript has 2 exons. Gene Ontology annotation, cellular component: membrane. Gene Ontology annotation, biological process: G protein-coupled receptor signaling pathway. Gene Ontology annotation, molecular function: olfactory receptor activity; G protein-coupled receptor activity. The coding region runs from base 1 to 1659 and encodes 552 amino acids. The record is from RefSeq and is a predicted model, not a curated record. NCBI's taxonomy places the organism in Eukaryota, Metazoa, Chordata, Amphibia, Anura, Bufonidae.
AUGCAAAGACUUAAACGUAGGAAACUUAACAACUUUGUUCACAAAAUGAAAACCCCAAAGGGCCCAGUUACUUUUGAUCCAGACAGAAUAGCCUCUCUUUUUAGGAACUUUUAUGAAUCUCUCUAUAACCUACACCCCUUGUCUCAGACUAAUAGUGUCCCGGAAGCUGUUCCUGAUCAUUUGUCCUUCCUAAAAGGCCUUGACCUCCCACAGCUAUCGGUCCCAGAUAGGCUUCAUCUUUCUGCCCCUUUUACCCCAGAAGAACUGUUAAAGGCCAUCAGAGAAUCCCCAAAAGGAAAAUGCCCUGGCCCGGACGGGCUACCCAUCCCCUACUAUGAUACUUUCCACGAUAUAUUAAUCCCUCACUUAUUACCUAUUUUCAAUGCAUCUCUGCAGGGUGUCCCUUUAACCGGAGAUAUGACCAGAGCGACUAUCACAGUGAUUCCUAAAGACGGUAAGGACCACACUCUUUGCCCUAAUUUCAGGCCCAUCUCAUUACUCAAUAUAGACUUGAAGCUGUUGGCUAAACUCCUUGCCAACAGACUAGCUAAAUUCCUCCCAAACUUGAUCCAUAGAGAUCAAGUAGGUUUCAUCAAACACAGAGAAGGGAAGGACAAUACAGCUAGGGUGCUUAACAUUCUUCAUUUCGUCAAGAAACGGGCUCUGCCCCUGGUCCUUCUCAGCACAGACGCUGAGAAGGCCUUUGAUAGAGAGAACAAUCUGACUGCAGUAAUUGAGUUUUUCCUCUUAGGCUUUCAAGUCAGCCAAUGUUUAAGAAUUUUCCUGUUCUGUCUUCUCCUGGUGGUUUACUGUGGGACAAUAUGUGGGAACCUCCUGAUCAUCAUCCUGGUAUCCAUCAGCAAGAACCUCCACACUCCAAUGUACUUCUUCAUCUCACAAUUGUCCAUUAGUGACAUCUUAUUGACCACAGAUAUUGUUCCCAACCUGCUCUACAUCCUACUGAAUAAUGGGGCAACCAUUACUUUUAUUGACUAUAUUACUCAGUUUUAUUUCUUUGCUGGUACAGAAACAUUUGAAUGUCUUCUUCUUACAGUGAUGUCUUAUGACAGAUAUGUGGCCAUAUGUAAUCCUCUCCGUUAUACUUCUAUCAUGACCAGUGGACAUUGUGUGAUUUUGACCAUCUUCUGUUGGUUGCUUGGGUUUUCUAGUGUUUUGCUUUACAUCAUAACAAUUCAAAAGCUAAAUUUUUGUGGCCCAAACAUCAUUGACCAUUUAUUCUGUGAUCUUCUUCCCUUAUUAGACCUUGCCUGUUCUGACACUUAUCUUGUUUACCUUGAAAUGUAUUUACUAAGUAUUACAACCAUCUUCAUCCCAACCACAAUCAUUGUAGUGUCUUAUACUAAUAUCAUUUUAGCAGUCUUAAGGAUCCCAUCCAGUACUGGUAGACAAAAAGCCUUCUCCACCUGCAGCUCCCACCUCAUUGUGGUCUCCAUCUUCUACUGGACAAUAUUUAUUGUUUAUGUUGUCCCAACAAAAGUCCUAACGCUCUCCACAAGUAAAAUCCUUUCUCUUCUUUAUACUGUAUUUACUCCUUUCAUAAAUCCCAUCAUAUACAGUCUGAGAAAUAAAGACAUUAGGAAAGCUGUGCAGGAAAUAUCUCAUAAGUUUUCUCUAUACAACACUGUUUUUUCACUGUAG